Molecule: messenger RNA, 1219 nt
Organism: Daphnia pulicaria
Lineage: Eukaryota; Metazoa; Arthropoda; Branchiopoda; Diplostraca; Daphniidae
Gene: Mppe
Product: cell division control protein 1-like
Exons: 6
Coding region: 67-1089 (340 amino acids)
Biological process (GO): GPI anchor biosynthetic process
Cellular component (GO): endoplasmic reticulum
Molecular function (GO): hydrolase activity
Source: RefSeq, a predicted model, not a curated record
AAUAGAUUGAUCAAAUCGGUAAAUGUGAAAAGUCAACAUCCAGCCGUUUAUGUUUAGUUUAGUAGAAUGAGGUGUAGACUUCAUUUGAAGUCGUUUAACCAAAGGUUAAAAUUGUUCUUCUUCAUCUUGUGCCUUACAGUUUUUCACAAUGAAUAUUUCGUAUACUGGCACGACUCCAUGAAAUGGCCCCAUGUCAAUUGCCUGCAGUCAGAAAAUCGACAUUGCCAACGCAUUUUGAUAGUGUCUGAUCCACAGAUAUUAGGUAUUCAUGAGGUUCUAGGUUGGAUUGCAUAUUCAGACAGUGAUAGGUACUUGGCAAAGUCCUUUUACUAUGCCUUACAUUACAUCAAACCAGAUGUUGUGGUUUUUCUAGGAGACCUGAUGGAUGAAGGAAGCACUAGCACAGAUGAUGAUUACCAAUUUUACAAGACGAGAUUUUCAGCAAUAUUUGAUAUUUCAAAAUUUAAAUCAAAGAUAAUCUACUUACCUGGGGACAAUGAUAUUGGGGGUGAAGGAGUAGAUCAUGUUACUAGAAGUAAGAUUGAACGAUUCAAUACCAACUUCCCAAACCAAAUGGAAAAUAUUUCUGGAAACAUUCAAUUUGUUGUGGUUAACAGAAUCAUUGGUGAUUUUAGUCUACCUUCUGUUUCAACUUUUGACGAUAAGUUCAGAGUUGUUUUGAGUCACAUUCCUUUGACUUUCAUUCCUGGCAUCUUCUCCCGAGAAGUCAUGCUCCAAUUGAAACCUAAUGUGAUAUUCUCUGCCCACGAUCACCGUGUAGCUAUGGCAACUACCCGAAAGAACGACAGCCGCUAUUUCGAAGUUGGCAGCUUCGUCGACGAUUCCACCGUAAUCAAGAAACAAAUCAACGAUCAAGACUGUACUGAAGUGAUUUGGCCAACUUGCUCAUACAGAAUGGGUGUAGUUAAGUCAGGCUACGGAUUCGCCACCAUCGGAAAUGAUGGGCAGAUGGAGGUGGGAGUCCUAUGGAUCCAUUCUCGCUUUUGGACACUAUACCUCUACUUAUUGGUUAUCGCUACGUGCCUUGUGCUCUCUGUUUUCUCCAAAUGUUUUAAAAGUUUCCUUUAAAUUCUGACAGGCCUCCGUCCAAUCCUUGUUGAUCUCGUUACACAAGUAAUUUGCCGGUAGGACUCGAUUUUUUGAAAUGAUAGCAAACUAAUUUGGACAUUGUUUAAUAAUAAAGUUUCUUUAAGAAUAA